CCCAGGCUUCAGUCACGUGACUCUCAGGCGCCGGAACCUUUUUGCGGCCUCCCUCAGAAUCACGAGACCACCUUUGCUUCCACUCCAGCGCUGCUCCGCUGGCAGAUCCCUCCGCGGCCCACCCCUCUGUACCGCUUCCCACCGUCUAUCGUAUUGCCGUCCUGGGCGGACUCGAUGCGUUUGACGGAGCCCAGCCCUGGACCUUUAUUGGGGUGGACGGGAGAAGCGGGAGGCUCGUGGCGGAGGACUAUUUUUUAGAGGGGGAGACGGCGGAGGGAUCUCGGGGAGGACGCCAGCGAGGGAGGAAGGGCCAAGAUGGCGGCGCCCUGUGGGUUAGAAGAGUCCUGAGUGGUAAACAGCUGAGGGGAGGAGAAGGAAGGUUUGGUGAUCAUGAAAGGGCUCGGGCUGAUGACAGUGGAAAGUGAGAGUAUACUGGCCAGCACAACAGUUUGACAGGAGCACCAAUGAAGAACCUGCUGAGGUCUUGCCUGGCGCAAUCACAGUAGCAUGUACAAAAGCACGUAGCACAAAACAAGAAUGGCUCAGCAAGCAAAUGUAGGCGAUCUCCUCGCCAUGCUGGAUUCUCCCAACCUGGUUGUCCUGGAAGAUAUAACAGCUGCAUUUAAAGAGAACCUCAAUUCGGACCGUGGGCCCAUGCUUGUAAAUACCUUGGUAGAUUUCUACUUGGAAACCGGUUCCCAGCAAGCAUUGCACAUCCUGUCCACGCUUCAAGAGCCGCAUGAUAAGCACCUUUUGGAUAAAAUCAACGAAUACAUGAGCAAGCUUCCUACCCGCCUCCCUACUCUUUCACUACUGGGUCAUGUAGUACGGAAACAGCCUUCGUGGAAGCAUAAGCUUUCUCAAGCACCCCUCCUGCUUUCUUUGCUGAAGUGUCUCAAGACUGACACUGAUGUAGUGGUACUCAUCACCGGUGUGCUAGUGUUGAUAACGAUGCUGCCGAUGAUCCCCCAGUCCGGCAAGCAAUAUCUGCACGACUUCUUUGGCAUCUUUGGCCGCCUUUCAUCCUGGUGCCUGAAGAACCCAGGUCAUGUGGCAGAGAUCUACUUAGUUCACCUCCAUGCCAGUGUGUAUUCCCUCUUUCACCGCCUUUAUGGAAUGUACCCUUGCAACUUCGUUUCGUUUUUGCGCUCUCACUACAGUAUGAAGGAAAACUUGGAGACUUUUGAAGAGGUGGUCAAGCCAAUGAUGGAACAUGUGCGCAUCCAUCCAGAGCUAGUGACUGGAUCCAAGGAUCAUGAGCUGGACCCUCGAAGGUGGAAGAGGUUAGAAACCCACGAUGUUGUGAUCGAGUGUGCCAAAAUCUCCCUGGACCCAGCCGAAGCAUCCUACGAAAACGGCUACUGUUCAGUCCCCCAGCAUUCAUGUUCUCACUUGCAGCACCGCCCAGCCGACCCUGAUGGCAGCCCUUACGUCACUUCGUACGGUAGUGCUGGCAUGUCAACCUCUACCCCUUAUUCUGGCUCUCGGCUAAUGCACAUAUCAGGACAGCUACCUCAGAUUUUGAACCCUCAGUCCUCAUGUCUGUCAACUGAGCCUCUGCAGGUUAACUUCUGGAGCCCCUCUGCUGUCUGUGGCAUGACCACUCCCCCCACUUCCCCCGGAGUCGCUUUGGAGCCUUCGCACGCCUCGUCCCAGCCUUACAAGUUCUUUGGCACAUCCGCAGUUGGGAAAGGAACGCCCUCAGGAACGCCCGCCACCUCUCCCCCUCCAUUGUGCAUUUCAGACGAGUUUGUUCACGUUCCCGCUCCUUCCGCCGCUGCUGCACUUCCCAGGAAGGAGGACAGACUGGAUCACGGGAGGCCUUCCUUGCCCCGACAGCAAAACAUUGUCAUCAACAACAUGAAGACUUUAGACUCCCAUGGUAGUAAAAGUUCUGUAACUUUAAGCGAUCUUCCUGGCUUCUUGGGGGACUUGGCAGACUUGGAAGACAGCGUCGAGAAGGACAAAGAGGAAGACGCCAUAUCGAAAGAGAUCUCCGAGAUCACCACCGCAGAGGCUGAGCCCGUGGUGCCUCGGGGAGGGUUUGACUCUCCUUUUUACCAUUCCAACGAGAGUCUUUCCGGCUCCCAGAAGAAAUCCCAGUCGGCAGCCUCCAACGCGCAGGGGCCGAUCCUGAACUCGGAUCCCGUAACACCUUGCCUGGACCAAUCCGGGAUGGAGAACGCAAGGGAGACGCCUAAGCAAGCCUUCACGCCCAUCGACCGGCCCUGCCGAGACUCUGAGAAUCAUCCUGCUGGUAACAGGGGAAGCCAGGCCUCCGCAGAGACGAGCGUUUUCACCCCCAGCCCUUACAAGAUCCCGGCCCGCAGGAGAGCAGGGUUGGGGAGCGAGCAGCCUCCCCGUUACGAGCACCUCUUUGAGGUGGCUUUGCCAAAGACUGCCUGUCUCUUUGUCAGCAAAAAGACGGCGGAGCUGCUGAAGAGAGCCAAGGGAGGCCAAGAAGAAGACGGGGCUUCCUCCACCUCCCCAAUGGAAGUGCUGGACAGGCUCAUACAGCACGGCGCUGAUGCCCACAGCAAAGAGCUUAACAAAUUGCCCUUGCCAAGCAAAUCAGCUGACUGGACUCACUUUGGAGGUUCCCCCCCUUCCGAUGAGAUCCACACUCUGCGGAACCAGCUGCUCUUGCUCCACAACCAGCUGCUGUAUGAGCGCUUCAAAAGGCAGCAGCACGCGCUCCGGAACCGACGGCUCCUGCGGAAGGUGAUCAAAGCGGCGGCCCUGGAGGAGCACAAUGCGGCUAUGAAAGACCAGCUGCGGCUCCAGGAGAAGGACAUCCAGUCCUUGAAGGUCAGCCUGCAGAAGGAGCAGGGCAGGUACCGCCAGUUCCAAGAAGAGCACGACAGCGUUGUGGCUCGGCUCCACAGCCAGAUCCGCCAGCUGCAGCACGACCGGGAGGAGUAUUACAACCAGAGCCAGGAAUUGCAGACCAAGCUGGAGGACUGCUGCACCGUGAUCGCCGACUUGCGGUUAGAGUUGAAGAAGGCCAACAACAAGGUGUGCCACACGGAGCUGCUGUUGAGCCAGGUUUCUCAAAAGCUUUCUAACAGUGAGUCAGUCCAGCAGCAGAUGGAGUUCUUGAACAGGCAACUUCUGGUCCUCGGGGAGGUCAACGAGUUGUAUUUGGAGCAGCUACAGCACAAGCAUGCCGACACACCCAAGGAAGUAGAAGUCAUGCAGGCAGCCUUUCGGAAAGAUCUGGAAAAAGCCAAGUGUUACGUUCAGCAGCAGAACCAGCAGCUGGAGGCUUGUCAGAAACGGAUAGCUGAACUGGAAUCUCAGCUCACCAAGAGAGACCAUCUCUUACUGGAGCAGAAGAAAUACUUGGAGGAGGUUAAAGUUCAAGCUAGAGGCCAACUCCAAGCAGUGGAGAGUCGGUACAAGGCGCAGAAGAGGAUCACGCAAGCGUUUGAGCUGGAAAUCUUAGAUCUCUACGGCCGCCUCGAGAAUGACAAGUUGCAGAAAAGUCCUGCAGAUGUCAAAGUGGGGCCUGUUGAAAUAGCAGAGGAAAGUAGGCUACCUGAAAGCAGCGCAGACUCCAUCGCAGAACGCAUUGAAGAAACCGUCAGCAGGAACGGCGAAACCAAACCUUCCAGCGCUCGGGGGAGCAGCAGCAGCAGCAGCAAGGGCAGCAGCGAGGUCUCCACCCCCGAGAAGCCCCCCAAUCAGAGAGCCGGGCAGCUGAGCCGCUGGGAGGCCUCCGUGCUGCUGGACUCCUCCUCCUCCCCUCCCGGAGGCGGCCCGCUGAUGGUGGGCUCCCUCCCGAGCUCGGAAAGUUUCCUCGGGAUGAAGGUGCGGGAGCUCUUCCGCAACAAGAGCGAGAGCCGGUGCGAUGAGGACGGCGUGACCAUCAAUAGCCUUUGUGACACUUUAAAGACUGAGCUGUGUAAAGACCCCGGCAUGGAGGCAAGGGCUCCUCCCAGCCACGAGGACCCCGGCCCUUCGCACCGGAACCAGGAAAGCAGUGUUGGACAGCUUCAUAUAAUGGACUACAACGAAUCCCAGCUUGGCCACAGCUAAAUGGGAAAGAGAGUCCGAGAUCAGUGUUAACUUUUCAUUUUCUUGGCAUAGAACAGGGAGGCGUGAACGCACCUUUUAACUAAAAGCUUUCGUGUCUCGUUGGUCUAGAGCUGCCGGCUCGUGCCGCCGAAACUGGACCUGUGGACUUGGCUGAAUGAUUGUGGACUGGAUUGCAGGUCUGGAAGUGUCUAAGCUUGGUCUGGUCCUCCCAACCUUUAA
Messenger RNA from Heteronotia binoei (common prickly gecko), 4257 nucleotides. RefSeq names its product TSC complex subunit 1 (gene TSC1). The record is from RefSeq and is a predicted model, not a curated record. Gene Ontology annotation, cellular component: TSC1-TSC2 complex. Lineage: Eukaryota; Metazoa; Chordata; Lepidosauria; Squamata; Gekkonidae. Bases 538 to 4038 code for a protein of 1166 amino acids. The transcript has 23 exons. Gene Ontology annotation, biological process: regulation of cell cycle; negative regulation of cell population proliferation; negative regulation of TOR signaling.